AUGUCGGACCACCACCACUGCUAUGGACCACCACCGACCACCGCCUGUCGGACCUCCACCAUCUACCAUACCACCUCAGCCUGUCGGAUCACCCUAUUCACCGGAGAUCCCCCUUUUCUUCGGACCAUCCAAACCAACACCAUCGACCUAGACCUGACCACCAAUCCUACAUCUAAACUUCGCCGGAAAAAUAUAAACAACCACCACCACCAACCGGUACGUCGAUCUGAAAACCAUCGAAGAACCACAACCGACGCCACCCUUCUUUCGUUCAUCGUACCACCACCAGAAACCCUAACCACUUACAGCGCCGUCAGAGUUCUUGACGUAGAUCUGAACUCCAACGACAAAGGUGGUGGAGACGGCAUUGAGCUGUGGUAG
Lactuca virosa is the source of this 381-nucleotide messenger RNA. Lineage: Eukaryota; Viridiplantae; Streptophyta; Magnoliopsida; Asterales; Asteraceae. The record is from the annotation of a GenBank genome assembly.